Coregonus clupeaformis (lake whitefish) is the source of this 1212-nucleotide messenger RNA. Its product is annotated as bladder cancer-associated protein. Bases 238 to 501 code for a protein of 87 amino acids. Lineage: Eukaryota; Metazoa; Chordata; Actinopteri; Salmoniformes; Salmonidae. The record is from RefSeq and is a predicted model, not a curated record. The transcript is spliced from 2 exons.
GGCGCCUCUCACGCCGCCUCUUUCUCUCUGAUAUUGCUACGCAGUCGUCUAGGCAGCAGCAAUGGAGUCGAUCAAGAAUGAACCUGGAAAAUGGCAGGCCUGACCUGAAGGUAAACAGUUACAACCUGCUCCCACGUCACAUCUGCGGUGGUUAGGAAACCCCACUGUGUGUCAUUCCACCCAGCCCUGUGGCCACCUGAUUGAGCUUGGUGUGAUUUCGCUUCCCCCUCGGAGACAAUGUACUGCCUUCAGUGGUUGCUCCCAGUCCUCCUCAUCCCGAAACCCCUGAAUCCGGCCUUAUGGUUCAAUCACUCAAUGUUCAUGGGCUUCUACCUGCUCAGCUUCCUUCUGGAGAGGAAGCCGUGUACCAUUUGUGCCUUAGUGUUCCUGGCAGCACUGUUUCUCAUCUGCUACAGCUGCUGGGGGAACUGUUUUCUGUACCACUGCCAUGACUCCACACUGCCAGACUCUGCACACGACCCCAGCAUCGUGGGCACCUAAGAGGAUCCCACUGACACUAGGAGCACAUUGACCCUGGACAAUCUGUAUCUAGGCUGUGAAUAAAAUCUGCCACCUGAGACUGUCGAGAUGCUGAGAAACCUAGACAGUGUCCCGAUUCUCAUCCCCUCUGCCCUAAGUGUGCACUUGUUCACUUCCCUUCAUGGAUUUCAAAGGAAUUGACUGUUGCAAGAAAGGGUGGUAACACCCUCUCAAUGAUUACACCAAUCCAGUGCUUUUAAAUGCAUGGGGAGGAGUGCAUGUGUGCACUUUUCAGAAAAUGGCCUAUCCUACACAUCUCCCCCCUCACAACUGCCCUCCACCCCUGCCUUUAUCCCCUGGUUUUGAGUGAACAUCCACUACCCUGGACUCAUUGGAUCUAAACAUUUGCAUGGGUUGCCUUUAGAGUUUUCAUAUGUCGUGUUAAUACAUAUAUUUUAAUUACAGAAUGCUGAAAGUUUCCAAAGGGUAGAAAUUGAGUGUGUGUGUGUGUGUGUGUGUAUGUGUUAGUCAGCAUUUUCACAAGUCAUACUAUCAGUAUGUUACGGUAGCAGGAAGGUGAAUAUGAAUAUCCUGCAUCCCUGUUGAGCUUUAUUGAUGUCGAGAGCAGAAGAGUGAUGUGAACAUGUUGUGUGUCACUUCCCCUGCAGAGCUCAAAUGUUACCACUGCUUUUAAUUUAAUAAAGUUCAAUGUCUGAAGGUGUUAUCACUGAG